Argentina anserina (silverweed cinquefoil) is the source of this 854-nucleotide messenger RNA. RefSeq names its product PLASMODESMATA CALLOSE-BINDING PROTEIN 5-like. NCBI's taxonomy places the organism in Eukaryota, Viridiplantae, Streptophyta, Magnoliopsida, Rosales, Rosaceae. Bases 39 to 647 code for a protein of 202 amino acids. The transcript is spliced from 3 exons. The record is from RefSeq and is a predicted model, not a curated record.
CUCAAUAAAUUAACCAAACAACCAAAACGGCUACAUUAAUGUUCCCCUUCUCUUCUCUUCGCCCUCUAAAAGCCUCAGCAGCCAGUUUCAGCGUUUCACUUCAUCGUCCUCCUUUUCCCACCAAAAUGCACACACCCUUCAUUCUCUCCCUCCUCAUCUUCUCUCUCGCCUCCCUCUCCACAGCCCAAAACAGCGUCGUAACGACGGAGCUGUGGUGCGUGGCCAAGAACAACGCCGAGGACGCUGCUCUCCAGUCCGCCCUCGACUGGGCCUGCGGGGCCGGCGGCGCCAACUGCAGCCCUACCCAGCAGGGUGGGCCGUGCUACGACGCUGCCGACAUCCAGAACACCGCCUCCUAUGCCUUCAACGACUACUUCCUCAAGAACGGCAUGACCGACGACAGCUGCAACUUCGAUAACACUGCCGCUGUUACCUCUUUGAAUCCCAGUUUUGGUAAUUGCAAGAUGCCAUCCAGCUUGUCAGGGAGCAGUAGAAGUUCGAGUUCAUCAUCAGCAUCAUAUGGGUUGGGGCCUAGUCAAGAUCUGAAUGGGAGCAACAAAGUUUCUCACAAAUUGGUUUUGCUGCCCUUAUUUACCAGUCUUCUGCUCAUUGCCUCCCAUAAUACAUUGGUAAUCUCUUUACCUUGAGCUGAGCUUUUGCUGAACGACACUGAGACCCUUAUGAUUUUUGGGGUCACAUUAGUAUAUCUAGGUUUUAGAGUUAGGAUCUCUAAAAUCGUGCAAUAGAUCGAUUACUUGGCUUCUGUUUAUCUGUUUGAGCUUUGUAAUUUUGAUGGUCACAAAUCAAGUAGUGAAUAUUUUGUCUUGCAGUAACUAGCAAUCGGUAUUGAAGAA